Messenger RNA from Kwoniella mangroviensis CBS 8507, 2034 nucleotides. RefSeq lists its product as uncharacterized. The record is from RefSeq and is a predicted model, not a curated record. Gene Ontology annotation, cellular component: SHREC complex; rDNA heterochromatin; mating-type region heterochromatin. Gene Ontology annotation, biological process: silent mating-type cassette heterochromatin formation. The transcript is spliced from 11 exons. Bases 1 to 2034 code for a protein of 677 amino acids. Lineage: Eukaryota; Fungi; Basidiomycota; Tremellomycetes; Tremellales; Cryptococcaceae.
AUGUCUAAAUCAUCUCAUCCCGCCUUGGUAUGGCCUCGAACGGAUAGUGAUCCAUCCAAAUACCCAGAUACUACCAGAGGUUCCGAUUCAUGGUACGAGGAGGAAGGUGCCGGGACAGCCAAGUAUGAGCUAUAUGCGAGUCAGGUAGCCAAGCAUCUGGUCCAUCACCUGGGACUGAGCGUAGAUGCAUCAAAACAACGCAUACCUCUGCCUGAUGGAUACAAGAUAUUUGCUCACAAGAAGGCACAGUCUUCAGGUGAAAUUAGAACGGAUCAUUAUGUGUAUGGAGCACGUGAUGUCGCGAAAUUUCGAAGUGUACCUGAAUUCUUAGAUCAUGCAGAGUGGCUAUUUGAUACUUCGAGACCGUUAGAUGAUCAUACCACUUGUACCUGUAAAUACAGUAAAGGAACCAAUAGAAGACAGUCCAUGCCCAGCUCAGCUACCAAACGACCAUCGGGUAGCUCACCUCUGAAAGAAGGAUCAGCUAAGAAGAAGAAGGUGGAACCGGGGGAAGAAGCCGUAUUCCCUGCUGUCGUACCUGAACGAGCUGAGGAAUUGAGAUCGCAUAGAAGAUUUCGACGAGGUGAAUUGAUCUGGUUCAAAAUCAAUACCAUCGAUCCUCCAUCACACGCCCCUACAGCUGGUCUCAAACCUGUGACUCAUUGGCCAGGGUUGAUAUCGAAAAUACUCCUGAAGACGAAAGUUCUCAAUAGCGGAGAUGUCGCUUCUGCAUCUGCCUCUUCCGCGUGGACGCUUUUCGGUGGUCAAGCACCUACCUCUUUGGAUAGUUCGAACCAGACCGUCAUACAUUAUUACGAAUAUCACAUUAGACCGCUGGGUAUGUUCAGUGCCCAAGACGAAAUUAUCAAAGAUGGAAGGGAUGUUCUGCCUUGGCAGGCUGGGAGUGCAUUGAUGGGAGGAGAACCAGGAUGGAAUAGUAUAGGAUUACAUGCUGAGAAAGUGUUAAAGGAAGGUGUGAAGAAAGAAGGUGCAAAACAUAAAGGUUCGGGUCAAUCUCAAGAAGAACUCGAGAGUCUCGUGAAUAAAGGUUGGAAGGGUAAUUGGGCAAAGAGAAUAAGGUUCUUGGAGAUGUCUGAUAAAUAUGAAGAGAUAGUUUUCAGAUUGAGCGUAGCACUGAAAAUUGGUUCGGACAUUGCAGAGGCAUGGGCUCAGACUGAUAAGAUUGAUGUGUUGCCCAAUGAUCAAGAUAUAAGUGCGGAAGAUAUGAAAGCUAUUUUAUCCCAGAAGAAGAACCUUUACCAGGGGUUGUGGUGGGGUGGUGAGCGAAUAUGGCUGGAUGAUUUGGUACGAUUGAAAAAGACCCGAAGCGAAUUACCUACCAACGCUUUGUUACCUCCAUCGGAAGGUGCAACCGAACGAGGUGUCUUCCUCAAAAUCAGAGUGCUUGCCGUGGAGGUGCAUCCUGAUCCAAGCAAACCCAAUACGACGGGAUGGCGAUGUGUGGUCUAUGGAGAUGUUUUUGAACUGGCCAAGGAAGGUACACCAGGCACUGAAUCUCUGAAAGAGGCUAAUGGCGAUACGGACGAUACAUCUCUUGUACACCAUUACCCAGCUCCGAAAGGAUACGAUUAUAGACAAUUGAACGAGAAGGAAAGUGAAGUUACGGUAGAUAUCAUCGAUGUCGCUGGUCGAAUUUAUCCUGAUUUGAUAGAUGCGUCCACUCAGAAUUGGUUUAUCGACCCAUCCAACCCAUCCAACAAAGAAGGGAGGGUAGAACCUGGAGAAGGAGCUUACGCUCUGAGCGGUUUGAAGAGCGGUACGACAGUUGCUAGUAAAAGUACGAUAUGGGAUGAGGAUUUGUACUCGAUCGUACAGAGGACGACCAAGGCCACCGAAAGUGGUAUGAAAGAAUGGUAUACGAAGCUCUCAAGAGCCGCACUAGGUUUACCUAAAUUAUUGACCAGCCAAGUUGAUGGAAAUCCGACCGGUACUGCGAACGGUCACAAGGGUCAAAAUGGAGCCGGAACUCUGAAUGAAGUGUUGAAUGGAUCAAAUGGUGAAUCCAAGUCUUAG